CAUGGAUAAGCCACUACUAUUCUCAAUUACGUCUGGCCACACUUUUUUAUUUCUGGCAAUUUCUUAAAGGUGAACUCAAUUUUCUACGCACAGCACAAUGACAGGUCGUGGUAAGGGAGGUAAAGGUUUGGGAAAAGGUGGUGCUAAGCGUCAUCGCAAAGUCUUGCGUGAUAAUAUCCAGGGUAUUACCAAGCCUGCUAUUCGUCGUCUGGCUCGUCGUGGCGGUGUUAAGCGUAUAUCUGGAUUGAUCUACGAGGAAACCCGUGGCGUCUUAAAGGUUUUCUUGGAAAACGUCAUCCGUGAUGCGGUUACUUACACCGAGCACGCUAAGCGCAAGACAGUCACCGCUAUGGACGUUGUGUAUGCCUUGAAGCGACAGGGCCGCACUCUGUACGGCUUCGGCGGCUAAGUGCAUUGCACGGCAAGCGACUUGAUAAUGCUAUUAAUACAGCUUAUUAAACAUAGCCCACAAUAUACUACUUAAUCAUGAAUAUUUGAGAAUAUAUAACCAGUAGCGAUAACAUACUGUAUUGACAAGAAAAAAAAUAUUCCAUAAUUAUAAACACAAAUACACUUAUUUGACAUAUACUACAUAUUUAUGCUUGAAACUUUCGUGUAAAGUGUAUUUGCAUUUGGCAUAGAAAGAUUUCUGCUCUUAGUAAAACAAAAUUGAAUGCUAAUAAAUCACUUAUAAAAAGCGCA
This is a messenger RNA of Drosophila busckii, 702 nucleotides long. It is a transcript of the gene His4r, whose product is annotated as histone H4. Gene Ontology annotation, molecular function: protein heterodimerization activity; DNA binding; structural constituent of chromatin. Gene Ontology annotation, biological process: nucleosome assembly. Lineage: Eukaryota; Metazoa; Arthropoda; Insecta; Diptera; Drosophilidae. The transcript is spliced from 3 exons. The record is from RefSeq and is a predicted model, not a curated record. The coding region runs from base 98 to 409 and encodes 103 amino acids. Gene Ontology annotation, cellular component: nucleosome.